AUGAGCUCUAUUCACAUUCACGGAAUCAUGUCAGAGAGGAUCUAUCCGAAAGCCAAGCCAACGGAAGAUGCCGUAGCAUUGUCAUUGAUUGAUGCAACAACGGUGGACUUUUCGGCAACCUCUGCCAUUUGGUUUUGUGAAAAACCUGACAAACAACAAGAUGGGUUCGACUUGUUCGACCACUUUCGUCAAUCGCUCAGACACACUCUGGAUGCUUAUCCACACUUCACUGGCCAGCUGAAGAGCAUCGCAUCUCUUGAUUCCUCUGAAUCGACGGCUGAGACUGCCAACUUUGAAAAACAUGCUCGCCGGUAUGGCCGAGUGUAUGCUCACUACGGCACAUCUUCAGAUCCAGGCGUUGAGUUUAUCACAGCAAAAAGCACGGCCACCUUGGAUACAUUAUGCCCGGCUUCAAGGCCAACAGAACAACCUAUUUAUAACCAACAAAGGGUUUCUGUCGAUGGCCUGAUUCCAUCCGUUAGGAUCGCAAAUGCCGUCCGACCAAAGCCUGCCGAUGUAAAUGGCGCGCUUCUGCCUCUGUUGGCAGUGCAGAUCACUCAAUUGGCCUGUGGGGGAUUCUCGCUGUCAGCCAAAAUGGCACACCCGGUGGCCGACAUCUCCUCUUUGGUACAUUUCAUCAAGGACUGGGCGAGCAUCGGUCGAUGGAUUCUUUCAGGCUCAGCUCCGCCUGUCCCGUUAUUAGAGCCUGUCCUCGAGCCGGAUCUGCUUGACUCCAUGGCCGCUGCAGACAUCAAUGCGGAAGCUCCCGACCCGAAGACCCUGAAACAAGCGGCAACCCUGCCUCUGCAUCGGUACGACUGGUGGAUCUCAACAGCCGAUUGUCCCUGGGAGGCAGUAGUUCCCGAGGCUUACAGAACAAGAGAGAUUCAUCCGAUCGGCUCCCCAAUGCCCUGGUCUGAAUGGGACACGACAUCCCCAGUUUCUCACUACGUGAUUCACUUGACUUCUAAGCAAGUGGAAACGAUAUGGAAAGCCGCUAUCAAAGGAAGUCCACACGAGACUGGUGCCCUUCGAAUCAGCCGCCACGACGUCAUCCUAGCGCAUAUUUGGUCCUGUAUCGCUCGGGCGCGUAACCAACAUGAAGACUCGGAUCCUAUACACUGUGAUCUCACUCUUGGUUUAAGACCCGCGCUUCAUCUUGGGGAGCGCUUUGUCGGCUCACCGAGUAUGAUGGUGGAUAUCGAGAUGACCGGGAGCGAGGUUGCAUCAUCGAAGUUCCCUUCAACUGAACUCAUCCGGACAAUUUCACAGAAGAUUCGCAAAACUAUUAACCAGAUGAUCCGACCAGCUGCUAUUGCUGCGCAUUUGCAUAGCUUGGCCUUUGAGACAUCGCCACAGCGGAUCUGGCAGGCUUUUCUUGGAUCCCGUCACCUCCUUGUUACGAGCUGGGCUCGGGCAGGUGUUUAUGAUGUGAAUUUUGGGUUGAAUGAGUCACCAAGGAUUCGUUUCACCGAAGGAGUGAUAGCGGACUUGGAUGGAUGUGUUCUUAUCAAGGAGGCGCCACCUCCAUAUGGUGUGGACGGCUCGGGAGCGAGCUGGACGGAUAACGGGGUUGAUGUGUCGAUACAUCUCCGUACGGAGGAUAUGGAAAGGUUGAUUGAGGAUCCACUACUUCUUCCGGAAUAA
Molecule: messenger RNA, 1647 nt
Organism: Penicillium verhagenii
Lineage: Eukaryota; Fungi; Ascomycota; Eurotiomycetes; Eurotiales; Aspergillaceae
Product: transferase family protein
Exons: 1
Coding region: 1-1647 (548 amino acids)
Molecular function (GO): acyltransferase activity, transferring groups other than amino-acyl groups
Source: RefSeq, a predicted model, not a curated record